AUGCAGAUUCGUCUGAGGUGUAACUGUGAGGAAGGAACGUGCAAAGAAUGGGGCAUUGUUGAACUGCAAGGCGUGGUGGAACCACAACCUGGUUUUGAGGUUUCCCUUUCCAACAUUCAAAUUGGCACUCUCUGUCGUCCUUCUUCUCAGGAAGUGUACACUUUCACUGUUGGGUACCAUGAACUAACAGGGUCAAAGGUUCCCUUAAAGAAGCCAAUGGUGGUGCUCAAGAAAAUAAAGCAACCGGAUGGAGAGGUGGAACUGCAAGUUGUUGGAAUCAUUCGACAUCGGAUUCUGUUCAAGAACAGACCAAAAGCCAUCAUUUCGAAGCCACAUAUAACAUUCACGGAAAGACAAAAGCCUAUCAUGUUAGGCUCUGUUCCUUCAAAUCAAAAUGCAUGA
Messenger RNA from Gastrolobium bilobum, 402 nucleotides. RefSeq lists its product as uncharacterized. The transcript has 3 exons. Gene Ontology annotation, cellular component: Ctf18 RFC-like complex. The coding region runs from base 1 to 402 and encodes 133 amino acids. Gene Ontology annotation, biological process: mitotic sister chromatid cohesion. NCBI's taxonomy places the organism in Eukaryota, Viridiplantae, Streptophyta, Magnoliopsida, Fabales, Fabaceae. The record is from RefSeq and is a predicted model, not a curated record.